UGCGUCUUCAGCCUCACUGCGUGGGUCUUGCAUCAUCGACCUCAACAUGUGCCAAGGCAAGUUGCGACUGGAGCUGCAGAGAUGAAGGCCUCAGACUCGACUGUGCGCUUCUUGCGCGAGCAGCACCUCGAUCCCGAAGCAAACCCCGCUCACAAGGCGGUCGCGAUCCAUCAAGCCGUCGCGACGAAGCGCCUCGACGUGGUGGACGACCUCCUAAACCUCUAUCCGCAAGACUGUCCCGAUGCGAGGUCGCCGAGGGGAGGCAAAGGCGGCCGAACGCCAAUCCACAAUGCCGCGCAAAUGGGUCUCCGCGAAAUCACCUUGAAGCUCAUCCAGAAAGGCGCCGAUGUAAACGCGAGGACCAAGAAGAACUGGACGGCGCUCAUCCUUGCCGCCGAGGCGGGUCGCACCGAGAUAGUCAAGCUCCUCCUCAAGCACGGGGCCGACGUGAACGCUCAGACGCAGUUUGAGAAUACGUCGACCAAAGGAUUCACGGCGCUCCACGUUGCCGCAGAGCUCAGGACCCCAAACACUAUUCUGACUCUGCUUCUUCACGGAGCCGACCCCAUGAUCGCGACGCCGUCUGGAGAAACGCCCCUUCACUUUGCAGUGAGGGCACGCUCGGCGCCCGCGGCCUCUCUUCUGCUCUUCCACGGCGCCUCUGCAACAGCAAAGGACGAAAAGGGGGUCACGCCGCGGGACCUCGUCAACAACUUGCGCGGCGUGGACCGCAGGAGGCUCGAGCACAUCUUUGACUGCGCCUCCGGUGACGGCAAGCAGAACAACCAGAUCCAGUCGCACCUCAAAGCCGAGGGGUCGGUGGACAUGGGCAAAGCCAUUCACUGGGCGGUGGAGAAGAACCUAGAUCGUGCCAUCGCAUACAUCCUGCACGCCGACCCGCACGCCGUCGAGGCGAGAACCCCGCGUGGGUGGCAUCCGCUUCACCACGCGGGCCGGUACGACAAGGCUGAGAGCGCCGAGAUGCUCCUCCAGCAUGGCGCUGAUGUCAACUGCAUGACCAAAAGUGGGUGGACGCCCCUGAUGCUGGCUGCGGAACAGGGUCACAGGGGCGUGAUCCGAGUCCUGCUCAACCAUGACGCGGACCGCACCAUGGCAAAUAACGAGGGCAAGACGGCAUUGCAGAUCGCCAAGCACUGCAACCAAAAGUUCAUCGCGAUGCUGUUGACGGUACAACACGUGGCGGCGUCGGACGUCGUCCUGGAGGCGCCUACUCCCAGUAGCCAUGGGCUGUCUCCCCCUGUGCACCCGGGCUUCCGAAGGACACCAUCUCCUGGUCCUCGCCAGGGAUCAGAGAUUGAGGGCGAGCUGUAUGCACUCAGCGACGCGAGCGCCACAGAAGCCUCCAUCGCGGCCCCAGAAAACUCUGAAUACAUGGAAAGGUUCUUUGCCGAGCUUGAGAGAACUUGGUACAAGUACAUCCAGUGGCAUCCGGACGAUGACGGGGGAAGCAAGACCGGUGGGCAGGAAUGGGCCGGCCCGGUCAAGAUUGCGAUUCUCGACACCGGAAUAGAUUUGAAACACGACGACUUUGCCAACCCAGCACGCAGGCGCAGCAAGAUGGGGCAGCGGGCGGCUCGGCAGCUGCCCGAAAAGCCGCAGCGAGAGCGCAUCAAGGCAUGUAGGAACUUUGUCGGCGAGCCGGGGCAAGAGGAGGAUGUCACAGACUACUCCGGCCAUGGGACGCAUAUCGCUGGCCUUAUCCUCGGCAUCGCUCCGCGUGCGGAAUUGUACAUUGCCAAGACGAGUACGGGCCAGGAGCAUCUUCAAGACGAUGACGAGAAGAAGCCGGCAUCAAAACGCGGCAGACGAGAGGCCCGUCGGCCUGUCGAAGAGGCGAUUCGUUGGGCCAUGGAACAAGGCGUUGACAUCAUCAAUCUCUCGCUAGGCUUCCCACGGGAGAGCUCCUACGAUCUCACGCGGGCAUUGGAAGAGGCAGACCAUCGAGGCAUCGCCGUCUUCGCCGCCGCCGCCAACCACGGCAACCGCGAGGCGAUAGCGUGGCCAGCCCGGGAUCGCGACCUCGCCGUCUGCGUCACCUCCGGAGACGAGUUCAACAAUUUGUCGCGCUUCGCCCCCGGGCCGGGACGCGACCUACCCGUCUUCAUCACCCACGGCGAAGACGUGGCGAGCCACUGGCCGACUGAGCUUGGCCAGGGCAACGGCUUCCGUAAGAUGAGCGGCACAUCAGUUGCGACGCCCAUCGCGGUCGGCAUGGCGGCCAUGGUGCUGGCGUUUCUAAACAGGACCAACGCCUGGACGCCGAGCCAGAAGAGACAGUUCCUGGACCGGAGUAAGGAGAGGAGAUUGCGGAGCACCAGGGGCAUGGGCCGGCUUCUGGAACACAUGUGCCGAGACAGAAAUGGCCUCAAGGUCCUGUCGCCGAAGCUGAUGUGGGAGGAUGAUCAGGAUGCGGACCCUCUCAAAGUCCUGGGCGAGAUGGCGCAGGCUUUCAAGUUAUCAGGAUAGACAUAGCGCCCAGACACCG
Purpureocillium takamizusanense is the source of this 2506-nucleotide messenger RNA. RefSeq lists its product as uncharacterized. The coding region runs from base 82 to 2487 and encodes 801 amino acids. Gene Ontology annotation, biological process: proteolysis. Gene Ontology annotation, molecular function: serine-type endopeptidase activity; protein binding. NCBI's taxonomy places the organism in Eukaryota, Fungi, Ascomycota, Sordariomycetes, Hypocreales, Ophiocordycipitaceae. The record is from RefSeq and is a predicted model, not a curated record. The transcript has 4 exons.